Molecule: messenger RNA, 877 nt
Organism: Arabidopsis lyrata subsp. lyrata
Lineage: Eukaryota; Viridiplantae; Streptophyta; Magnoliopsida; Brassicales; Brassicaceae
Product: BTB/POZ domain-containing protein At5g48510
Exons: 2
Coding region: 151-792 (213 amino acids)
Molecular function (GO): protein binding
Source: RefSeq, a predicted model, not a curated record
CAAAUUAAGAGUUUGGACUUGGAAAUUUCAUUGUACUAAAUUUCCGUCUUCUCCAUUUCCAAAGUCUUCAAAAGUCAUUUUGACCGUUUUCGUUGUCUUCUCUAUAUAAACCACCAUCAUCUUUCAACGACACUAUAUAAUAUUAUAGAUAUGGCAACUCCAACCAACAAAGAGCACUUCUCCGGUGGACUUGCAAAGGUUUUGGCAGAAAAAUGGCAAGAGCACUUCUCAGCUAUCUCUGCCCACAAACUUAUUCUGGCAUCAAGAUCGGAGGUGUUUAAGAAGAUGUUGGAAUUAGACGAGUUCAAGACUUCGACUAAACAUGUGGAAACAAUCACUCUCUCGGAGAUGAAACAAGAAGAGUUAGAAGCUUUUGUUGAGUUUAUUUACAGUGAUGGCUCAAAGCUUUCUGCCAACGUGAAACAACAUGCUCGGUCACUCUAUCUUGCGGCUGAUAAAUACGAGAUUAUGCAUCUACGAGACCUAUGCAGAGCCGAGCUUAUAUCUUCUCUGAGUUUCUCGAAUUCUCUUGACAUCCUUGAGCUCGCGCAAAUCCCUUUUGACAAAGUCCUUCACGAUGCAGCCUUUAGUUUUAUCAAAAAGAAUUUAAAAACGAUUGAUAGCUCUGAUGAGUUCAAGUUGUUCAUCGCCAGUAACCCAAAUCUUGCCGUGGAGAUAGUGAAGGCUUCUCUUACUUGUACUUUAGGCUGUUCUAGUUGUGGUUACAACUAUACUCCUCGUAAUGGAAGCUGUUGUAGUUGUGGUCGCAUCGGUACUCUUCGUUUGAUCUAGAAAAUCACAAUGUAUUUUAAUUUCUGUCGUAUCACUUUGAUAAACCACAUGUUCUCAUUUUUAAGGGAUUGGAUUUCUUCGUGUU